AUGAACAAACACACUUCUACUACACAGGCACUUUCGAGAGGCGUCUUGGCCCUGCCUCCAGAACUGCGACUGAUGGUAUGGACCCAUCUCGCUUUGGCAAUGACUUCUAGCCAAGUCGUUGACUUGACACAGCUAUUGUCCAAUGUCACGACUAUUGACGCCUGUAAGAGGCUCCAUCUCGGCCAUCCCAUGCUCGCGACCAAAUUCUGCGACGAAUAUCUCGAGAACUUCUUCAGGGUCGUUCCUUUCGUGCUUGAGCUUACCAGAUUUAAUGGUUUGGAACACAUCGUCUUCGGAGCAGCACUUUUCAGGACAUCUGGCCUAAUCGCCCAUGAAGGUGCAUGGGACCCUAUGCAAGACAUAGCUUUGGCUGUGGAGAAAUCACUCCAGAGUUGGAUCGGUCUUGCCAGUCGUUGUGGUGUCAAGGAUGCCAUUGCGCCUAUCCGCAUCGAGCUGUGCGUACGAUCGGACAAGAGGGGCCCAACUCUACUUAAGCGGAGAUUUAUACCUCUCCAGAUGAGACUAUAUUCCAUGACCGAGCUGUCUCGACAUCUACCACGAGGUAGAGUUACACUCGAGCUGGACUUUGGACUUAGUAUGCUGAAGGAGGGUAUGAAAGAUUGGAUCAGGAUACCUCUUGUCUUCGGCUGUCACGAUCAAAACCGCACAAAUUGUUUGCAUAUCCUACAUCGGGCACGUCAGCGGUUCAUCGCAGACCCUUGCAAAAGUGCCGAUUCGAGAAUGUGGCUUUCCUGGCAUGCCGUCUUGUCUGUGUUCGUGGACGAGAUCUUGGAAUAUGUGGAAAGCCUAUAA
Molecule: messenger RNA, 813 nt
Organism: Aureobasidium pullulans EXF-150
Lineage: Eukaryota; Fungi; Ascomycota; Dothideomycetes; Dothideales; Saccotheciaceae
Exons: 1
Coding region: 1-813 (270 amino acids)
Source: RefSeq, a predicted model, not a curated record